This is a messenger RNA of Equus caballus (horse), 2181 nucleotides long. Lineage: Eukaryota; Metazoa; Chordata; Mammalia; Perissodactyla; Equidae. The record is from RefSeq and is a predicted model, not a curated record.
UCCGCUCUGGCGACCGGCGCCAUGGCACCGGGCGCCUGGCAACGCGGGGCGGGGCCGUGUCUGCAGAGAACGUGGCGCGUGUCUUCGCUCCCGCGGACACGUAGCUGCCCGGAUGGUUAACCUGCAUGAAGGGGUUAAACCCACGUCGGGAGUGGCCUCAGGGAUACCUCUGCUUCCAUACGUACAUUCAUUCAUUUCGCAAAUAUUUGUGUAGUGUCUAAUCUGUUCCAAGCACUGUUCCAGGCGCUGCGCAGGGCGGGCACAAGACCUGCUCAGUUCAUAGUCCAGUGGUCAAGACGGAAAAAAAAAAAAAAAUAGGAGUCACCAUAAUAAAUGUUCACUUACGAAGUGUGGUGAGGGCCAUGAACAGGGUGUGGUGAACCGGGGAGGCUUCCCUGAGGAUGAGGAAUCAGCUGAGGAGGGCAGUCAAGGCCAAGGCUGGAGAUUCCUCUGGAGGAUGGAUUUCAUGGAACCAAGUGAGGAGCACAGGCAUUGGGGGCAGAGAGCUGUUGUAGUUGUUUAGGGACUUUUCCUCCAACAUGAUGAUUGAGCCAAAUAAAGCACUUGAAGCCCUUAGCACUGAGCUAUUGGUUCCUGAUGACAACUGCAGUCAGCUCCCCAGAUGAGCAAGAGGGCCUCAGGCAGCAGUCCGAGCACCUCCACCACCUCUUCCCUGCCCCUCCCAUCAGCUCUGCUUUGGGCACCCCCAAGCCCUGUGCUCCUGACCCUCCACCCAGAUCUUUGGCUUGGGGCGCAGUGAGGAAGCUGCGAAGAACCCAGGGGCAGGGCUGCGCUGCAAUAACCUGGCAGGUUCUAGAAGCUUGCAACCAGGACACAAGAGAGCACAACGAUGGCAGGCCCCCGGCACCCCGUGUCUGUGCGUGCUGCAGCCUUGUUGCAGACGGAGCGGUUCCAGAGGUUCACCUUCUCCGUGCACUGGUCAGAUGACAGUGACACCUUCGUGUGCAGGAGCUGGGACGAGUUCAGGAGGCUUAAUGGAAUCCGCCGGGCUCUUGGAGACCAGUAUGCCUGUUCUCACCCUCAGAAGACACUCAAGGAGACCUUCCCGGAGGAGGCAGGCCUGCUGCGGAGAUCCCACCGUGUUAUCCCCAAGCUUCCGGACGCAUCGCUUUUGGUGCGCAGUGGGCGCACAGGCCGCGGCCUGGCGCACCUGAGGCAGCUGGACACCUAUUUGCGGACGCUGCUGGCAGCGCCGGAGCAUGUGUCCCGGAGCCCAACGCUCACCAGCUUCUUUGAGCCGCAACCCUCAGACCUGGAUCCCACGCUGCCACCUGGCAGCCUAGUGAUCCUGCCGGCCCCUGAAGAGCCCCUUCACCGCCCUGCGGGCAGCCUUGCCAUCCGCAGCCUGAAAGCUCAGAGCCUGCGCUGCCUGCAGCCCUUUCACACUCAGGACACACGGGGUCAGCCCUUCCAUGCGCAGGCCCACGAGGCCCUGAAUGUGCUGCUGCGACACCCCUCAGGCUGGUGGCUGGUGGAGAAUGAAGACCGGCAGACAGCAUGGUUUCCUGCUCCUUACCUGGAGGCGGCGGCCCUGGGCCAGGGGCGAGAGAGGGGAGUGCCCCUAGGGAAUAGUGGGUCCCAGUUCUGUGCUUCUUGUGCCUAUGAGAGCAGCCAGGCUGAUGAGCUGUCAGUGCCGGCAGGGGCGCGUGUGCACGUGCUGAAAACAUCUGACCGUGGCUGGUGGCUGUGCAGGUUCCGCGGGCGUGCUGGUCUUCUCCCUGCUGUGCUGCUGAGGCCUGACGGGCUGGGCGCACUCCUGAGUGGCCCAGGGCUCCACUGUGGGGCCAACAGUGGGGAGGAUGGUGCAGGGGAGGCCCGAAGCUCCCCUGAACCUUUCCAGACCAUGACCAUUCCCCCUACUGUGCCGGCCCGACCCCCACUGAGUGCCAUACAGAGCCGCUGCUGCACCAUCACCCGUAGGGCACUGGGGCAGGACCGAAGGGAUCAGGGACACCCUUGAGGGUAUGUGGAACUGCGUGGAGAGCUGUGCCAUGCACCCCACAGCUGGAGCGGCAGGCCAGAGGCUCCAGACCCGCAGGAUGACUGAUGGCAGCCACACCACCCCUAGGGCUGGGGGAGGAGCAUUUGAGAGUGGGUCUCCCUGGCUGGCAGGGCCAAAAGGUUACUUCCUCUGAGUAAAGCUCUUCUGGUUAACCCACA